AACCCCUCCUUCAUACUAUUGACAGAACCCAUCAUUCACAAAAACUAACUAACUAAAAGUAAAACUAACUGUACAUGGCUUGUAGAUAACAUACAACUCAAGAAAGAUAGAAAAAUCGUUUUGAUUCUGAGAAACUAAACAACAACAAUAAUAUAUAUAUAUAUAUAUAUAGUACAUAUGGCUUGCGAAGUCUCGCAGGAUGAUCAAAUUGGAGAAGCACUCUUAAUCCGGGUGGUAAGAAAUGAGGUGAUGAAUGUGGCAGCCGAAGGAAAUGAAGACCCACCAGAACUUCCCGAAGUUCGACCAUUAAGCAACACUCAUGACCAGAAGCUUGUUCAACAGUUGGCGGAGACCAUUAAAGUGAUCGGUGAUCGACUCGAUCAAGAUCAAGCAUUUAAUGACAUGAUUGAUGGAUUAGUAAAAGUAGCUGAUAAAAGAAGUUUCUGGAAACUUGUGGAACAGGUUUUCAUAGAUGACCAGAUCAACUGGGGGAGAAUUAUAGUGCUGUUCUAUUCAGUUGGAAAGCUGUCCGCAAAGAUGACCCUCGCACGCUUGCCCGGAGUUGUUUCAGGUAUUCUGACCUUAAGUCUGGAUUACUUUAGGAGGAAUCUGUUGGAAUGGAUUCGAAAAGUGGGAGGAUGGAUGUACAGUAUCCCUGCACUGGCCAGUUUCUCCUUUGAGCAAUUUUCUGGUUCUUCACUGAGAAAAUAUUUUCCCUAUUUUGGAGCCGCGUUUUCCUUCACCUGUGGCCUACUGUUAGGUGGCUUCAUCUUCUCGAGACUUCAAAAAAGCUAAGAGAGAGAGUGGCGAUACAGCAACAGAAGUAAUAAAUCUGUAAACCUGAGAGAAACCAAAUCACGUAAACUGAUCUGCAGCAUGAUUUUGUAAUUUGCCACUUUUUAUUGUAUUAUGCCUUCAUUGUAUGCAUUUAUACUAUUUUGUAAGAACAGGACAAAUUGUACAGUGACAAGAACUGAGCCUAAGCUUUUUAUUAAUAAUUGUUAAAUAUGACAUAGAAUAUUGGUCUUCUAUUGUGUGUUUUGUCCACUCUCUUGUAAAAUGUAAGUAUUGUGUAUGGAAUGUGACUAAAGUUCCCAAUUUCAAAAAAAAUUCACAUCUCUUAUUGGAUAAAAACAUUAUCUGCCUCAUUUGAGCACAUGUUUUUGUGGAUAAAAAUAGAUGACUGAACCCUCGUUUGACAGCAAUAUGCAGCACAGCAACUGUUUUUGUGCUAAAUUUUUUAUUAUGUUUUUGUUCUUCAAUAAAGUUCUUGCAUAAAUUA
Molecule: messenger RNA, 1282 nt
Organism: Pimephales promelas (fathead minnow)
Lineage: Eukaryota; Metazoa; Chordata; Actinopteri; Cypriniformes; Leuciscidae
Gene: baxb
Product: BCL2 associated X, apoptosis regulator b
Biological process (GO): intrinsic apoptotic signaling pathway in response to DNA damage; extrinsic apoptotic signaling pathway in absence of ligand; mitochondrial fusion
Cellular component (GO): mitochondrial outer membrane
Molecular function (GO): BH domain binding; channel activity
Source: RefSeq, a predicted model, not a curated record